AUGUCUGAGAAGAUAACCGACGCGACUGCGCCCGUCCAGGCGCCACUCGCGCCUGCAGUUUCGCCCGACUCGGGCUUGGACGCCUCCAAGCAUGCCGACCUCGUCGACAUGACGGUCAACGCUCGUCGCGCCGCCGACAAGGAGCGGGGCAUGACCCUCAUGCAGGGCUUGCGCCUAUACCCAAAGGCCGCUGCGUGGUCAAUGCUCAUCUCCAUGUGCAUUGUUAUGGAGGGCUUCCAGGUGUGCCUCACGCCCAACCUCAUCAACCUCCAGUCGUUCGCGAGCAAGUUUGGUCACCUCAACAGCAAGGGGGUGUACGAGGUGGAGGCCAAGUGGAUUGCGGGCUUGACCAACGGUGCGACGGUCGGCCAGAUCAUCGGUCUCUUUAUCGCCGGUAUUGUUGCUGAGCGCAUCGGCUAUCGCUACACGGUCAUCAUCGCGCUCGUGUGGAUCACGGCCUUCCUCACCCUCUUCGUCACCGCCAACAACCUCACAACCCUCCUCAUGGGCGAGAUCCUUUGCGGCCUCCCUUGGGGUGCGUUCCAGACCAUCUGCAUCAGUUACGCCGCCGAGGUUUGCCCCAUCGCGCUCCGCGGGUACCUCACAUGCUUUGUCAACUGCUGCUGGGGCAUUGGGCAGGUGAUUGGUAUCGGCGUCAUCAAGGCGCAGGCCGACCGUAACGACAUGGGUCACUGGUCGUGGCGCUUGCCUUACGCGCUCCAGUGGAUGUGGCCCGUGCCCCUCGCCAUCGGCGUCUUCUUCGCUCCCGAGAGCCCUUGGUGGCUCGUCCGCCGCGGCCGCCUCGAGGACGCCAAGAAGAACCUCCUCCGCCUUACCUCGCUCAACCGCGACACCGAGUUUGAUGCCGACGAGACCAUCGACAUGAUGCGUCACACUACCGAGCUCGAGCAGGAGAUCACCGCGGGCGCAUCCUACCUUGACUGCUUCAAGGGUGUCGACCUUCGCCGCACGGAAAUUGUUGCAAUGACAUGGGCUAUCCAGAACCUCUCGGGCAACUCGUUCUCAGGAUACUCGGCCUACUUCCUCACCAAGGCUGGUGUCUCGCCCUCGCACUCUUACUCGUUCGCGCUCGGCCAGUACUCGAUCAACAUUGUCGGCGUGUUCGGCGCGUGGGCCCUCAUGGCUUGGGGCAUCGGCCGUCGACGCUUGUACGUUGGUGGCCUCGCGUGCCUCUGUGUCGCACUGUUCGUCAUGGGCUUCCUCGGUCUUGUUCCCAAGGCGCACCGAGACUCUGGCGCGAUGGCCACCGGCGCAAUGAUGAUCAUCUGGGCCGCCUGUUACCAGCUGACCGUCGGGUCCGUGUGCUACUCACUCGUCGCCGAACUGUCGACGCGCCGGCUUCAGAUCAAGACAGUCGUCAUUGGCCGCAUGGCGUACAACAUCAUUGCGAUCAUCUGCAACAUUCUCACGCCAUACAUGCUCAACGAGAGCGCGUGGAACUGGGGCAACUUUGCCGGCUUUUUCUGGGGCGGCUCGUGUUUCCUCUCUCUCGUGUACGCCUACUUCCGCAUCCCCGAGCCGCGCGGACGCACGUUUGCCGAGAUUGACGUUCUCUUCGAGCGCAAGGUGCCGGCACGCAAGUUUGAGUCUACCAAGGUCGACCCGUUCGAGGUCCACCUCGACGAGAAGCGUCACAGUGUCUCGCACGUCGAGCUGCCGGAAAAGGCGUAG
This is a messenger RNA of Cutaneotrichosporon cavernicola, 1692 nucleotides long. RefSeq lists its product as uncharacterized. Bases 1 to 1692 code for a protein of 563 amino acids. The record is from RefSeq and is a predicted model, not a curated record. Gene Ontology annotation, cellular component: membrane. Lineage: Eukaryota; Fungi; Basidiomycota; Tremellomycetes; Trichosporonales; Trichosporonaceae. Gene Ontology annotation, biological process: transmembrane transport; carbohydrate transport. Gene Ontology annotation, molecular function: carbohydrate:proton symporter activity. The transcript has 5 exons.